UAUAUUUUGAAAUCCUGUUAAAUAACUGUUGGGAAUUUCGAAAUCGAUAACUGUUCUAAAACAGCAAUUUACGCCACCGGUGCCAGCCGGACUGUUUUAGCGUGGUCGAAAACCGUGUUUUGCAUCUACCGUUGGGACAGCCCUAAGUUUUUGACAGUUUGCGUGCAUGAAAAAUCUUUGCAAAACAGCAAACGCGUGUUGAUGAUGUGUUUACUUUUCAAUGACUAACAUUCUGAAAACGACUGUAAAAUUGUUAUAAAUCAAGUAUUUACUGAAGUGGUCUUACCAUGGCAGAAGUUUUGAUCCCUGCAGUUGAAAAUGUGUCACUGGAAGGCAAUAAUGGGAAAACUCCCGAGGAAGACGAUAUCGUUGAUCCCUGGACGGUAACCAGUAAGGCUGAUUCUGGUGUGGAUUACGAUAAGCUAAUAAAGAGGUUUGGCUGUUCGCAUAUUGAUAACGACCUCGUUAAGCGACUGGAAAAAGUUGCCGGAAAACCUGUCCAUCCUCUCAUCCGCCGAGGAAUAUUCUUUUCGCAUCGAGACUUGCACCUACUACUCAAUAUGGUGGAGUCGGGCAAGAAAUUCUACCUGUACACGGGACGAGGACCGUCUUCGGAUUCCAUGCAUUUAGGCCACCUGGUGCCUUUCAUAGUGACGAAAUGGUUACAGGAGGCCUUCGAUGUACCUCUGGUAAUCCAGUUGACUGACGAUGAGAAGACACUUUGGAAAGAUUUGACCAUUGAACAAUCGAUGAAGAUGGCGCAUGAAAACGCCAAAGAUAUAAUUGCAAUAGGUUUCGAUGUGAAUAAGACUUUUAUAUUUGCGAACUUAGACUACAUGGGCCGCUGCCCUGCAUUCUACCAGAACGUUAUACGUAUUCAAAAAUGCGUCACGUUCAAUCAAGUUAAGGGAAUAUUCGGAUUUGGAGAUUCAGAUGUGAUAGGCAAAAUAGGAUUCCCGGCAGCUCAAGCUGCUCCAGCCUUUUCGACAACAUUUCCCUUUAUAUUUGGCGAUAACAAGCUGCCUGUAUUGAUCCCGUGCGCAAUUGAUCAGGAUCCCUAUUUUCGCAUGACCCGUGACGUUUCGCCUCGACUAGGUUUCCCGAAACCGGCAUUGAUUCAUUCCAGUUUUUUCCCGGCGUUACAAGGUGCGAAGACUAAAAUGUCCGCAAGUGAAGCUAAUUCUGCCGUGUUCUUAACCGACACUGCCAAGCAGAUCAAAACGAAAAUCAACAAGCACGCCUUUUCGGGUGGUAGACCUACACUAGAAGAACAUCGCGAAUUGGGUGGAAACCCAGAUAUCGAUGUUAGCUAUCAACUGCUACGCUUUUUCCAUGAAGACGAUGACGAACUGGAACGUCUUCGUCUGGCCUAUAUCAAGGGUGAACUGCUUAGCGGAGAGAUCAAGAAAAUAGCAAUCGAAAUAUUGCAACCUAUAGUAGCUGCCCAUCAGGAGAGGCGUAAGUUAGUAUCGGAUGAAAUCUUGAAGCAGUUUAUGACUCCCCGGAAACUGAAUUAUGAAGUGGUAUAGAAUAUUGGUAAAAUGAAAGGCAAAUAGUUUGGGUAACAUUGAAUACGCCGAAUAGUAAAUGUACUUCAAAUAAGCCUUAUGCUACGCAUUCGAAAUAAGAUGCCCUCAUCAGCUUGAAGAAUUUAUUGGAUAAUAUGCGCUUGCGGAAUCAAUUUUCUUUCCUAUUUAUUAUGUUGUUCUUGUAUAUCUACAUUAUUUCGUGUUGAUUUUCAUUGAUAAUAAAAUUUUCUCCAUAACUCCAAA
Molecule: messenger RNA, 1772 nt
Organism: Uranotaenia lowii
Lineage: Eukaryota; Metazoa; Arthropoda; Insecta; Diptera; Culicidae
Gene: TrpRS
Product: tryptophan--tRNA ligase, cytoplasmic
Exons: 3
Coding region: 288-1529 (413 amino acids)
Biological process (GO): tryptophanyl-tRNA aminoacylation
Cellular component (GO): cytoplasm
Molecular function (GO): ATP binding; tryptophan-tRNA ligase activity
Source: RefSeq, a predicted model, not a curated record